Trypanosoma cruzi is the source of this 261-nucleotide messenger RNA. RefSeq names its product mucin TcMUCI, putative. The annotation marks the transcript as partial. The record is from RefSeq and is a predicted model, not a curated record. NCBI's taxonomy places the organism in Eukaryota, Euglenozoa, Kinetoplastea, Trypanosomatida, Trypanosomatidae. The transcript has a single exon.
AUGACCACACUCACGAUGAUGACGUGCCGUCUGCUGUACGCCCUGCUGAUGCUCGCCCUGUGCUGUUGCCCGUCCGUGUGCGUGAAAGCAAGUGUUCAGAAGCAGGAAACUACCACUACGACUACCACAACGAAGCCACCAACUACGACGACCACGACCACAACGAAGCCACCAACUACGACUACAACGACCACUACCACAACAAAGCCACCAACUACGACUACAACGACCACUACCACAACCACCACGACCACUGCGCCG